GCGCCCGGGGCGGGGGGGGGGAAGUCGGGGGCGGCCGCUGAGCCCCUGCCAUGUUCUCCGUGCAGGAGGCGCUGCCCCGGGGGGGGCUGCCCAUGAAGGAAGAGCCGCUGACGGCCGGGCUGCCCUCGGUGAGGUGGCUGCAGGGCACCGGCAUCCUGGACGCCAGCACGGCGGCGCAGAGCGGGGUGGGCCUGGCCCGAGCCCACUUCGAGAAGCAGCCCCCCUCCAACCUGCGGAAAUCCAACUUCUUCCACUUCGUCCUGGCCAUGUACGACCGGCAGGGCCAGCCCGUGGAGAUCGAGCGCACCUCCUUCAUCGACUUCGUAGAGAAGGAGCGGGAGCAGAACGGCGAGAAAACCAACAACGGCAUCCACUACCGGCUGCAGCUGCUCUACAGCAACGGGGUCCGGACCGAGCAGGAUCUCUACGUCAGGCUCGUCGACUCCAUGUCCAAGCAGGCCAUCAUCUACGAGGGGCAGGACAAGAACCCAGAGAUGUGCCGGGUCCUCCUCACCCACGAGAUCAUGUGCAGCCGCUGCUGUGACAAGAAGAGCUGCGGGAACCGCAACGAGACGCCCUCGGACCCCGUCAUCAUCGACAGGUUUUUCCUCAAGUUUUUCCUCAAGUGCAACCAAAACUGCCUGAAGAACGCAGGGAACCCACGGGACAUGCGGCGCUUCCAGGUGGUCGUGUCGACGACUGUGAACGUGGAUGGCCACGUGCUGGCCGUGUCCGACAACAUGUUCGUGCACAACAACUCCAAGCACGGGCGGCGAGCGCGGCGCCUCGACCCCUCCGAAGCAGCCACCCCCUGCAUCAAAGCCAUCAGCCCCAGCGAGGGCUGGACCACCGGCGGCGCCACCGUCAUCGUCAUCGGCGACAACUUCUUCGACGGGCUGCAGGUCGUCUUCGGCACCAUGCUGGUGUGGAGCGAGCUCAUCACGCCUCACGCCAUCCGGGUGCAGACCCCCCCGCGGCACAUCCCCGGCGUGGUGGAGGUGACGCUCUCCUACAAGUCCAAGCAGUUCUGCAAGGGCGCCCCGGGGCGCUUCGUCUACACCGCGCUGAACGAGCCCACCAUCGACUACGGGUUCCAGCGCCUGCAGAAGGUCAUUCCCCGGCACCCCGGAGACCCCGAGCGCUUGCCCAAGGAGGUGCUGCUGAAGCGGGCGGCCGACCUGGUGGAGGCUCUCUACGGGAUGCCGCACAGCAACCAGGACAUCAUCCUGAAGCGCGCGGCAGACAUCGCCGAGGCUCUGUACAGCGUCCCCCGCGCCCCCGCGCAGCUCUCCUCGCUCGGCAGCCACGGCCCCGGCGCCGUGAUGGGGGUGAACUCCUUCGGCAGCCAGCUGGCUGUCAACAUCGGCGACUCGGCGCAGGGCCCCGAGCAAGGCUACUCCCGGAACACGAGCAGCGCCUCGCCGCGGGGCUACGUGCCCAGCUCCACGCCGCAGCAGGGCGGCUACGGCGGCACCUCCGGCAUCAACGGCUAUGGGGGCAGCGGCAUGGCCGGCCUGGGGGUGCCCGGCUCCCCCAGCUUCCUCAACGGCUCCACCGCCAACUCCCCCUACGCCAUCAUGCCCGCCAGCCCCCCCCUCGGCGCCUCCUCCAUCACCCUCCCGUCCGGCACCGCCACCUCCGCCCCCGCCGGGGGCUUCUCCUUCUCCCCCGUCAACAUGAUCUCGGCGGUGAAGCAGAAAAGCGCCUUCGCCCCCGUGGUGCGGCCGCAGACCUCGCCGCCGCCCGCCUGCUCCAGCACCAGCGGCAGCAGCCUGCAAGACCCGGCUUUUGAGGACUCGGACAAGUUCCACACCCCUGCGCGGUCGCUCCAGGGACUGGCCUAUUCCUAAGCACACCGUGCCCAGGCUCCACGUGCUGCCCGCAGGAGCCAGGACAGCCCCGAGCAGCAGACGGGGACGGGACCGAGCGCGGCCGUGAGCGUGGCGGUGCCGGCCCCUCCGACCCGUGCCCGGGGCUGGGAGGGCUGCGGGGCCAGGACCUACUGCCUGUGGGUCCCGGAGCUCAGCCCCUGCUGCAGCGGGGUGCCCCCGGGGCAGCGGGGUGACCCUGGCCAGCAUGACCAGAAGGGGACAGCGUGGCCCGAUCCUGGUUUCGGCACAGUCCCUCAUGGGGCCAGCCAGAGGCCUUUGGGGAGCUCCUGGGAUCGAAUCAACCCCUCCGAGUGUAGCCUCAGAAGCACCCCAAGACCUGUGCAGCAGGACCGGGACCCCCGUGCGGGGGCAGCGCCGGGAAGCGGGGCGGAAGGCUCCGGUCGGCCCCGCUCCCCCCUCACCUCCGAGCUCGCUGCCCAGAUGUGUGCUUCCAGAUGUGCAGCCGCCCACCCGCAGCUCCCGGGCGGCCGCGGCCGGGUCUCUGCCCCUGCGCCCCCUCGCAGCACCGGGGCCGUGCGGGGGCUCAGCCCAGCGCAGCCUGCCCGGCUGGGGUUGGGGGGGGGGAGGGGGGCCACGCUGCCCCCCCCCCCAGCCCGAGCCCCCCGCGGGGGCACGCAGCACUUUGCCCACCCCGAGCCAUCUGAGCCCUUCAGCGCGGUUCCCGGCCCCAUCAGCGCCCGGAGCCGGCAGCCGCAGGACACAGCUGCAGCUCUUUUAUUGUGAUUAUCGCUACGGUUAUUAUUAAUAAUAUUAUUAUUGUUUUUAGCGACAGGCGAGCCCCAGGGAAGGGGGCUCUGGCGGGCCUGGCGGGAGCCCCCCGGGGCUGGCACUGCCCCCCCUCCCGUUUGGGGCUCUGCUGGCACUCCCAGGCAGGGGGGAGCGAACAGAAAUUUUGUAAAUAAAGGAAAAGAAAAAAAAACACCACUCCCCCCCCCCCCAUCCCCGUCCCUCUCCCAUCCGCAUCCCCUUGCAGGGUGGCCGUGUGCCCCUGUCCCCCUGCCGCCGUGUGUCUCGUGCCUCAGCCAAGGUGACGCCUCCGUGCCCAGCCCGUGCCACCCGCAUCGUCCCCUCAUCCGGAGCUGGGACCUCACCAGCUGUCCCCAUCUGGGGGUCCCAGGGUAGAGCCCCCCCCCCCCCCCCCCAGUGACCUCCAGCCACCAGCGCUGGCCCCUGUCCCCAGCCCAGCCUCGAGGACAGGGGGCUGGGGACAGGGUCACACAGUGCUGGGGACGGGGUGGCUGGGACGGGGUGGCCCCACCGGGGUGCUGGUGCCCCCUGCGGCGGUGGCACGGGGCGGGCUGUGCAGGCUGGCUUGGAAGCGGGGGGGCUUUUUGAAACGGAAAUAAAAGGACUUGCA
Messenger RNA from Cygnus olor (mute swan), 3249 nucleotides. It is a transcript of the gene EBF4, whose product is annotated as EBF family member 4. The transcript has 17 exons. Gene Ontology annotation, molecular function: RNA polymerase II cis-regulatory region sequence-specific DNA binding; DNA-binding transcription factor activity, RNA polymerase II-specific. The record is from RefSeq and is a predicted model, not a curated record. NCBI's taxonomy places the organism in Eukaryota, Metazoa, Chordata, Aves, Anseriformes, Anatidae. Gene Ontology annotation, biological process: regulation of transcription by RNA polymerase II. The coding region runs from base 51 to 1850 and encodes 599 amino acids.